AUGCCGCCAAAGGCCAAGGCGGUGGAGCCAAAGCCCAAGUCCAAGAAGGCGCUGGCGCUCCAGGCCGCCAUCGACCAGUCAGCGAAAGAAGCGCAGAAAGCCUACAAGCAGCAUGAGCAACUCCGCACAAAAGCGGACCAGGUGGAGAAAAGCCAGCGCGAGUACCUGCUCCUCGACGAGACGGUCGCACGGGAACGGAUCAAGGAGGAAAAGAAACGCUAUUGCGCCGCCGUGGCGGAUCUGAGGAAGGAGGAGCAGUUCGCCUUUGCCACCUACAGGAAGCACGACCGUUGGGAGCACAUUUCAGAAGCAUCGCGUUUGCCGAAUGUGCACAGCGAGGCGGACAUCAACGACUUCCUGAGCAGCUGGAAGAGUCGUCAGGCGACAAAUGAUCGGUAUGAGCCGGAUACGGUCGUCAUCGCUUCCCGCGCGCAGAACAACACGGAGGACGCAAAGCUACUCUUCAUUCGCGGCGAACAGCGCUUGCCGCCGCAGAGGCGUCGGACGCUCAUGAGGGAGGAACUUCUGCAGUGCUACGACGCCUACGAGCUAGCCGAAAAGAUCAAAGAUGACCGGGACACCUACAACUCGAUUGGUUCCACGGCCGCGUCUCAAAAUCCCAUGCCAUGGGGCGCCGUCUUGGAGGAGGUGUAUUCUCAACUGCGUGCGACGUUCGAUUUUGUGUCGGCGCAGACCUUGCGGUUUUACGACCAGAUCAUCGACAGCGCAGACGGCGAAACGGUUAUGCGCACUGUGUCCGCGACAAACCCGGUUAUCAGGUUCGGGCUGUGGGUCAAAACAAAGGAUGUGACUCGCAGUUUCACGUCCCUUGCUUUCCCAGACAUCGAGGUGCGCCUUGACCCAAAGCAGAACUCGCUGCCGAAGCUGCCCAAAAUGCUGGGCCUCAGCAAGGAGAAUAUUGCCGUGCGUGCGGUGCAGCUGGCCUUUGACCCUUACUCCUGCUACGUCUCACGCCGCAGCCAGUACUACGCGCUGGACUGCACCAUCAAGAUCGACCUCCUCACUUUCGCCGAGCGACCGUGGUCCAACGGAGAGUGGCUGCUGCGCAUGGAGACGCCGGAGUCGCACAGGCUCCACGUAGAGGAGUACCCGCCGCGAACCGCUGAGGCCCGCGUCGAGGAUCCUACACUGCGCAUCUCUUUUGAGGUGCCGCACUCCAUCGUGAUCCGCCAGCCAAGUUUGUUCAUCGGCAGAUGGAAUGGGGAGACGCAUGAGUGGGAGCCGUGCAGCGGGGCAACGCUCGGUGCGCCAUUCGGUCCCACUGCGCGCGUUGCGGAGAACCCGCGGCGUGCGACGUUCAUCACUUCCGAGCUCGCGCAGUUCGCUGUUCUUCACGAAACCGUGUUCGACGUCGUCUACGAAAGCUGGAGCCUCAAGCCUUUUGACGGGAGCCGUAUCCUCUUUACGCUGGAAGGCCGUCACCGGGGCGACGCCACCGAUCGCGAGUUCCGCUUUCUGCUUGAGGACGCCAAGUGCCGUCUUCUCUCUCCCGAAGACGACGAGCUGGCGCCGCUGCGCACCUCGUGCUGGAGCCCAGCGGUGCUGCUGCGCAAGCUCAAGCAGAGCGGAUUCAACUUUCUGGUUCGUGAUGAGGAGGCGUGCUUCUUAGAAAAUGUUAUCCCGAAAACUCGCCAGCUCGAGGAGAAAGCCUACGCGGAUAUGGCGCAGCUCAGUCAGUACUUCACGAUUGCCAGCUCGCACCACAACAAAAACGGCGAGGACGCGGAUAUGGCCCUUUUUCGCGUCUCGAAGCGUUGGCUGCGGGCAGGCGAAGAGGACGAGAGUUUCGACAUUCCGACAACCGCUGAUUUGUGGCACUCCAUCCGCUACCGCACCGACGACUGCGCCCUCGCCUGCUUCACUGAGUUGGACGAGACGACAAACAUGAACAUCCUUGACGGCGCGGAGACGCACUACAACCUUUACAGCCUCCUCACGCCCGUGGAAGGCGAGGAGACGUUGCGUGGACAGCUACUCAACACGAACUACCUGCUACGGCGGUGCGUUCUGGAGUUUCUGCAGCUCGUCCGCCCGCUCACGUGGGGUUGA
Molecule: messenger RNA, 2070 nt
Organism: Leishmania mexicana MHOM/GT/2001/U1103
Lineage: Eukaryota; Euglenozoa; Kinetoplastea; Trypanosomatida; Trypanosomatidae
Exons: 1
Coding region: 1-2070 (689 amino acids)
Cellular component (GO): axoneme
Molecular function (GO): microtubule binding; beta-tubulin binding
Source: RefSeq, a predicted model, not a curated record